UGCAGCCGCCGCAGCCUCCAGGUCCCGCGCCACCGCCUCCGCCGCCGCCGCUGCAGCCGCGUCCGCCAUCAGCGCCACCAGCAUGCGGGAGAUCGUGCACCUGCAGGCCGGCCAGUGCGGCAACCAGAUUGGGGCCAAGUUUUGGGAGGUGAUCAGUGAUGAACAUGGCAUUGACCCUACGGGCACAUACCAUGGGGACAGUGACCUGCAGCUGGAAAGAAUCAACGUGUACUACAAUGAGGCCACAGGAGGAAAUUAUGUCCCCAGGGCUGUGCUGGUGGACCUGGAGCCUGGUACCAUGGACUCCGUCCGCUCUGGCCCCUUUGGCCAGAUCUUUCGGCCAGACAACUUUGUGUUCGGCCAGUCUGGGGCCGGCAACAACUGGGCCAAGGGCCACUACACAGAGGGCGCGGAGCUGGUGGACGCGGUCCUGGACGUGGUCCGGAAGGAGGCUGAGAGCUGCGACUGCCUGCAGGGCUUCCAGCUGACCCACUCGCUGGGCGGGGGCACGGGCUCGGGCAUGGGCACGCUGCUCAUCAGCAAGAUUCGCGAGGAGUUCCCCGACCGCAUCAUGAACACCUUCAGCGUGGUGCCCUCGCCCAAGGUGUCCGACACGGUGGUGGAGCCCUACAACGCCACGCUGUCCGUGCACCAGCUGGUGGAGAACACGGACGAGACCUACUGCAUCGACAACGAGGCCCUCUAUGACAUCUGCUUCCGCACCCUCAAGCUGACCACGCCGACCUACGGGGACCUCAACCACCUGGUGUCGGCCACCAUGAGCGGCGUCACCACCUGCCUGCGCUUCCCCGGACAGCUCAACGCCGACCUGCGCAAGCUGGCCGUCAACAUGGUGCCCUUCCCGCGCCUGCACUUCUUCAUGCCCGGCUUCGCCCCCCUGACCAGCCGGGGCAGCCAGCAGUACCGGGCCCUGACGGUGCCCGAGCUCACCCAGCAGAUGUUCGACGCCAAGAACAUGAUGGCGGCCUGCGACCCGCGCCACGGCCGCUACCUGACGGUGGCCGCCGUCUUCCGGGGCCGCAUGUCCAUGAAGGAGGUGGACGAGCAGAUGCUGAGCGUGCAGAGCAAGAACAGCAGCUACUUCGUGGAGUGGAUCCCCAACAACGUGAAGACGGCCGUCUGCGACAUCCCGCCCCGCGGCCUCAAGAUGGCGGCCACCUUCAUCGGCAACAGCACGGCCAUCCAGGAGCUGUUCAAGCGCAUCUCCGAGCAGUUCACCGCCAUGUUCCGGCGCAAGGCCUUCCUGCACUGGUACACGGGCGAGGGCAUGGACGAGAUGGAGUUCACCGAGGCCGAGAGCAACAUGAACGACCUGGUGUCCGAGUACCAGCAGUACCAGGACGCCACGGCCGAGGAGGGCGAGUUCGAGGAGGAGGCCGAGGAGGAGGUGGCCUAGAGCUGCUUCCUGGCUAGGCUUAUGUCCUUUGACCUCUAGAGCCCCAUUCCAUCUCUGACCCCCGCGAACCCCACUUCACCUCCACGCCCAACCCGCCUCCGACUCCGUGAACCCGGUGACCCCGUGAACUUCACCUCCCCCUGAUUCUAACAUAACCUUUGACCCGCAAGAGCCUCACUUCUCCUCUGACCUUUGCCCACUUUUGCCCCUUGAGCCCCACUUUCUCUCUGAACCCCAUGAGCUCUUCCAGCGUUGACAUUCCAGGAGCCCUGCUACCUUUUUGACCCGUCACCCCGACUUUACCUUUAACUCCACUUUAUCUCUGACCCCCAUGAGUUCUAUCUCACCUCUAUACCUGUAAGCCCCUCCCUGUGAGCCUCACUUCACCUCUGACCUGGCCUCACCUCUGACCCCGUGAACCCCACCUGCCCUUGCUCUGGCCUCCAUCGUGAUCCCUGACCUCAUGCCCCUCAGCUCCUGCCCAUCUUGGCUUACCCGAGGUGGGGGAGCACAGUCCCUGGGGGGAAGGCAGGCCUGGAGCCUGUGGGGAAGAGAAGUUGUGCCCCAGCUGCCCCCACCUCCUCUCCCUCAAUAAAUAAACUAACUUUUGUCCUGUCACCCUUCUGUGGAGUUUGUGUUUCAUCUCCCCAUGGAGGGGCACCAAGGAGGACUCCCCCUACAGGAUGGGGUGGGUACUGAUGGGCUGGCUGAUCAGGGGACCUCAGGGUCAGAGACACCAGGCUAGGCCACGGAGGGGGCACUAGUGGUUCAGUAGUAGAUGUGGGUAUGUUCACUGUCUGUCUGUCGUGCUCUUGCUGUCUUGAUAGCUGUCCUGGCUGUCUGUCUGUCCAUGCCCUGACAGUGUCUGCCUCGCCCUGGUUAUGUGUGUGUAUGUCUGUCAUCUGUCUGUCUGUGCUCUGUGUCUGUGAGUCUCAGUCUCACCCUGGUGGUGUGUGCAUGUGUGUUGUCUGUCUGGCUGUUAGUGCUGUAUUCUGACUGUGUUUGUGAGUUCCAGUGACUACCUUGGCUGUGUCUGUCCGUCUGUCUGUCUGUCGAUGCCCUGACGGCUGUCCUGGCCCUGUAUGUGUGUGUGUUAUCUGUCUGUGGGUCUGUCUGGGCUCUGGCUAUGUCUGUGAGUCUCGAUGGCUGCCCUGUGUCUGUCUGCCCAUGCUCUAACAGUGUGAGCCUCACCCUGGUUCUGUGUGUGUCUGUGUGUCUGUUGUCUGUCUGUCUGCGCUAUAUUCUGACUGUGUUUAUGAGGCCCAGUGCCUGCCCUGGCUGUGUGUGUGUUGUUCAUCUGUGCUCGGGCUGUGUCUCUGAGUCCAGUGGCUGCCCUGGCUCUGUGUGUGUGUCCAGUGUCUGUCAGUCUGUGCUGUGCCCUGGCCGCCUGCUGUCCACGUCUAGUCUCUGGCCAGCUCCCUCUGGUGGUCCCACAGUGAAUACCUGUGCGAAUAGACCACAGGAAAGGAGAGUGGAGAGAAGGGGAAGGGGAGACAUUUUUGAGGAUUGUGGAUCCUUGGCUGCUGUGGGGUGCGGGGGGGCCGAGGAGGGGCCCCGGUUGGGUAUGAUGGUGGGGGCCAGACAGAGCCCACCUGCAGGACAGGGCUGGGGCUCUGGUCU
This is a messenger RNA of Loxodonta africana (African savanna elephant), 3037 nucleotides long. RefSeq names its product tubulin beta 4A class IVa (gene TUBB4A). Gene Ontology annotation, biological process: microtubule cytoskeleton organization; mitotic cell cycle. Lineage: Eukaryota; Metazoa; Chordata; Mammalia; Proboscidea; Elephantidae. The record is from RefSeq and is a predicted model, not a curated record. Gene Ontology annotation, cellular component: cytoplasm; microtubule. Gene Ontology annotation, molecular function: structural constituent of cytoskeleton; GTP binding; GTPase activity.